Wasmannia auropunctata (little fire ant) is the source of this 1422-nucleotide messenger RNA. RefSeq names its product exportin-5-like. Gene Ontology annotation, biological process: protein export from nucleus; RNA export from nucleus. The record is from RefSeq and is a predicted model, not a curated record. NCBI's taxonomy places the organism in Eukaryota, Metazoa, Arthropoda, Insecta, Hymenoptera, Formicidae. Gene Ontology annotation, cellular component: RNA nuclear export complex; nucleus; cytoplasm. The transcript has a single exon. Gene Ontology annotation, molecular function: RNA binding; nuclear export signal receptor activity. The annotation marks the transcript as partial.
GCAGAAGACGGCAUACGACCGACGCAUUUCAAUCUCUUUCUCGACACCGUGCUCACGUUCACCAUGUACCCGAGCCUCACGCUCACGCAUUUAGCGAACGCGAUUUGGGUGAUGCUGUUCAAGCACGAACAGAUCAAGCUGGACUCACUGCUGCUCACGUACGUGCCCAAAUACGUGGAGCAUACCGCGCCCAAGUUGAUCCGCGUUACGUAUCCACACGACAGACAGAGCAACGGCAUGACCACGUACUGCCUCGUCGAUUACGACUCGGAGGAGGAGUUCAACGUCUUUCUGCAUCGCUUCAGGAUGGAUCUGUUGGAGGGAUUCAGACACGCCACCAUGGUGGCGCCUCUGGUGACGUUCACGUACGUGCAGCAGUGGCUGACCGCGAAGAUCACCAAGGGUAUGGCGAAUCUGCAGUACAAGAGUGAUCAGAACGACCGGGAGUACCUCGAGUGGGAGGCCCUCGCGCAGGCGUUGGACUCCGUCGUGUCCAGGAUUUUGCUGAUCAACGAACGGCCGAGCGUGCAGACCGGUCUACAGCUGUUGGAGCUCUGCCUGAGUUACUCGCCGCAGGAUCCCUGGCUCCUGUCCGCGCUGCUCUCCUGCAUAAGCGCGCUCUUCGUGUUUCUGUCGAUGUCGACCGGCUCGAUGGCCAUGCCGGGCGUCGCCAUCCUGCCGCGCGUCCUCGACAAGAUCUUCGCCGCGUUGGUGUUCGAGGCGCCCGGCGAGAACGAGCGCAAUCGCUCGCGGGCGACCAAAAACGUGCGACGACACGCGGCCAGUCUGAUGGUGAAGAUCAGCCUCAAGUAUCCGCUGUUGUUGCUGCCGGUGUUCGAGCAGAUACACACGAUGGUGCGCAGUCUGACUCGGGAGCCGAGCCCGUUGUCUCGAAUGGAGAGCGUCAUGCUGUACGAGGCGCUGCUCCUUAUCUCGAAUCACUUCUGCGACUACGAGCGGCAGACGCGAUUCGUCACGGAGGUGAUCGGCGACGCGUCCAGCAAGUUCAUCGCGAUGGGCACGGAGUGGUUCGAGGGACCGCUGGAACUCAUGCAAUUUGUGGGGCUCGACAGACCGCCGGUGGAGGACAUGCUGGAGGAUCCGGUCAGGCGUAAUCGCAGCGAUCUCAUGAUGUGUAUUUGCACGGUGCUGAGUGUAGUCAAACGAUGCUCAAUCCCAGAGGAUCCCGACCGCGCGGCCAGGGGUGGCUUCGUGGCCGCGCUCAGCGAGAGCGGUAAUCCGGUGUACCGAAACCCGGCGACACCCCAUGUAAUCCCCAUUCUGCCGACGCUUUUCGCGCUACUGCGAACGAUGAACGGUCUCUUCAGUCACGCUGCCCUCGCUGCUCUUUCUGAGGUAACAUUUGACGUAGUUACUAAUGGAUUGAAAUGUGGAGAUUUUCGAGUGAUGCAAAAAGAUUUG